This is a messenger RNA of Rangifer tarandus platyrhynchus (Svalbard reindeer), 1791 nucleotides long. NCBI's taxonomy places the organism in Eukaryota, Metazoa, Chordata, Mammalia, Artiodactyla, Cervidae. The record is from the annotation of a GenBank genome assembly.
AUGGCGGCGGCGGCGGCGGCGACUACCUCAGCGGCGGCGGCGGCCCAGGCGCCCGCGGCCCGUGGGGACGGUGCCUCCUCAGUGCACUGGUUCCGCAAGGGGCUGCGGCUCCAUGACAACCCGGCGCUGCUGGCGGCCGUGCGCGGGGCGCACUGCGUGCGUUGCGUUUACAUCCUCGACCCUUGGUUCGCGGCCUCCUCCUCAGUGGGGAUUAACCGUUGGAGGUUCCUCCUUCAGUCGCUGGAAGAUUUGGACAGAAGCUUAAGGAAGCUGAACUCCCGCCUCUUUGUGGUCCGAGGACAGCCGGCUGACGUGUUCCCAAGGCUAUUCAAGGAAUGGGGGGUGACCCGCCUGACCUUUGAGUAUGACUCUGAACCCUUUGGGAAGGAGCGGGACGCAGCCAUCAUGAAGAUGGCCAAGGAGGCUGGUGUGGAGGUGGUCACCGAGAACUCGCAUACUCUCUACGACCUGGACAAGAUCAUUGAACUGAACGGGCAGAAGCCGCCCCUUACCUACAAGCGCUUUCAGGCCAUCAUCAGCCGCAUGGAGCUACCCAGGAAGCCCGUGGGCUCCGUGACCAGCCCGCAGAUGGAGGGCUGCCGGGCCGAGAUCCAGGAGAACCACGACGAAACCUACGGUGUGCCCUCCCUGGAGGAGCUGGGGUUCCCCACCGAAGGACUUGGCCCAGCGGUUUGGCAGGGAGGAGAGACGGAAGCUCUGGCCCGCCUGGAUAAGCACCUGGAACGGAAGGCCUGGGUUGCCAACUAUGAGAGGCCCCGGAUGAACGCCAACUCGCUGCUGGCCAGCCCCACGGGCCUCAGCCCCUACCUGCGCUUUGGCUGCCUCUCCUGCCGUCUCUUCUACUACCGCCUGUGGGACCUGUACAAGAAGGUGAAGCGGAACAGCACGCCCCCGCUCUCCCUAUUUGGGCAACUCCUGUGGCGAGAGUUCUUUUACACAGCAGCCACCAGCAACCCCAGGUUCGACCGCAUGGAGGGGAACCCCAUCUGUAUCCAGAUCCCCUGGGAUCGCAACCCCGAGGCCCUGGCCAAGUGGGCCGAGGGCAAGACAGGCUUCCCCUGGAUUGACGCCAUCAUGACCCAGCUGAGGCAGGAGGGCUGGAUCCAUCACCUGGCCCGGCACGCCGUCGCCUGCUUCCUCACGCGUGGAGACCUCUGGGUCAGCUGGGAGAGCGGUGUCCGGGUGUUCGAUGAGCUGCUCCUGGAUGCGGAUUUCAGCGUGAACGCCGGCAGCUGGAUGUGGCUGUCCUGCAGCGCUUUCUUCCAGCAGUUCUUCCACUGCUACUGCCCGGUGGGCUUUGGCCGCCGCACAGACCCCAGUGGAGACUACAUCAGGCGAUACCUGCCCAAACUGAAAGGGUUCCCCUCCCGGUACAUCUACGAGCCCUGGAACGCCCCAGAGUCCAUUCAGAAGGCAGCCAAGUGUGUCAUUGGUGUGGACUACCCCCGGCCCAUCGUCAACCACGCCGAGGCCAGCCGGCUCAACAUCGAGCGGAUGAAGCAGGUUUACCAGCAGCUCUCCCGCUACCGGGGACUCUGUCUACUGGCGUCUGUCCCUUCCUGUGUGGAAGAUCUCAGCAACCCAGUUGCGGAGCCCAGCUUGAGCCAGGCGGGGAGCUCGAGCAGUGCGGGCCCAAGACCACUGCCCGGGGGCCCAGCGUCUCCCAAGCGCAAACUGGAGGCAGCGGAGGAGCCGCCUGGUGGAGAGCUGAGCAAACGGGCCAGGGUGGCAGAGUCGCUCCCCUCAGAACUGCCGAGCAGGGGCGUCUGA